Molecule: messenger RNA, 720 nt
Organism: Eruca vesicaria subsp. sativa (arugula)
Lineage: Eukaryota; Viridiplantae; Streptophyta; Magnoliopsida; Brassicales; Brassicaceae
Source: the annotation of a GenBank genome assembly
AUGCCCCGAGUUGUGAUUGCUGUGGAGGGAUACGACACUUGUCUGCAUGAGGAUGAUGUCAAGAAGGAAUUGAUUAAUCACUUCAAUUCAUGUGGCGAAAUCUUUAGGGUUGUUGUUCCCAAAAAAGACCCUGAUUGCCCUAAUCUCGACAGACGCGCUUUUGUUAUCCUUCUCGGAGAUGGCGCAAAAGAGAAGGCUUUGCAACUUAAUGGAACUGACAUGGGAGGAUGGAUUGCUCUUGUCAAGGUUGAACCGGAUAGAGAAGACGAGGAGUCAGCAAAGUAUAGAUCCUCUCUGAUUCACGAACUAAUGCAUGACCCAAAAUUUCUGUAUGGGGUUACCGUUAGCGGAUAUGACACUUCCCUUACUGUUGAAGAAGUCGAGAGCGCUUUGACAAAACAUUUCAUGUAUUGUGGGGAGAUAACUCAUAUUUAUGUCAAUACACUCGACAAGUUGACUAAUAUCUAUUUCUCCAAACAAGAAGAAGAAGCUAGGGCGAUGGAUCUUCGUGGAACUAAAGUGGGAGGGUUCAAAUUAACUAUUUUUCGCGUAGCUACUGUCCUAAGUAACCGUCCCCUUGGCAACGGUGAACGUGGUCAUGGCUAUACUAUCCCAGCUCAUAUGAUUGAGUUUACCUCCGAGCUCAACGCCAAGGUCAUUGCUUUCAAGAAAGAAAGGGGAUUUAGAUUUGUGGAAGGGAUUGGAAAGUGGAUAAGGUGA